Molecule: messenger RNA, 3162 nt
Organism: Camellia sinensis
Lineage: Eukaryota; Viridiplantae; Streptophyta; Magnoliopsida; Ericales; Theaceae
Product: ABC transporter G family member STR2
Biological process (GO): transmembrane transport
Cellular component (GO): membrane
Molecular function (GO): ATP binding; ABC-type transporter activity; ATP hydrolysis activity
Source: RefSeq, a predicted model, not a curated record
UUAUGUAUUUUUCUGUUAGAGUUAACAAAUUAUUGUUCAUAAAUAAAGUUACGAAUAAUAAUGGUACGUAUUUUAUGAUAAUAUUACACAUUUUAUAGUUAAAAUACAUUUCAGUAAAAAAUAUAUAUAUAUCAUUGUCACAAAAUGUAUAACUUUACUUUCGAAUUAUAAAUUGUCAUAACUCUAUAAAAAAUAUAUAUAUAAUAUUACUAUAAAAAUGUGUAACAUGGGUGUAUAUGUUUAACACGCUUGUACCGAAAGGUUGUAUGAUUUGCAUGGACGAGAAAAACACAUGAAAAGAAAUUGACAUUAAGCUUAUUGGCAACCAAAACUAAAAGUUGAAAAGAUUCGAUGAAGAAAACAAGAAGCCACUUUCUUAUUUUCGAUCAAAACGUCUCAAAACGGAUUGUUCAAUGUAAAGACAGCCAUAUGCAAACUUUGGAACCACCUCCUCUCUCUCACUCUCUCUCUCUCUCUCAUCCCCCCUUCCCCCAGCUGUUACAAAAACUCCUUUUUCUCACUCCUCCCCUUCUCCUUUUAACUCCCCUCCAACACACCCACCACCACCAUUUGGGAUACCUCAAACAAAAAAAUUACAUAAAAUCUCUCUCUCUCUCUCUCUCUCUCUCUCUCUCUCUCUCAUCACAGAUAAAUUGACACAAAUGGGUCAUGUGAAUGGCCACUGGGGCCGCGGCAGCGAUGCGGUGAUCGAUGUGGUGAAGCCGAUGAAUUUCACUGGAGGACUUGAAUUCACUGGCUUGACUUACACUGUGCUAAAGAAGAAGGAUGUUGGAGGGAAUUUGGUGAAGCAAGAAGUGGAUUUGUUGCAUAGGAUUACCGGGUAUGCGCCAAAAGGGUCUAUCACGGCGGUGAUGGGGCCAAGUGGGGCUGGGAAGUCGACACUUUUGGAUGGUCUGGCCGGGAGGAUUGCAAGUGGGAGUUUGAAAGGGAAGGUGGCUUUAGAUGGAGUGGAUAUGAGCCCAAGCUUGAUUAAAAGGACUUCGGCGUAUAUUAUGCAGGAUGAUCGAUUGUUUCCAAUGCUUACGGUUUAUGAGACGUUUAUGUUUGCUGCGGAUUUUAGGUUGGGGCUGAUAUCAAGGGAGGAGAAGCAGCUGCGGGUUGAGAAGCUCAUUGAGCAGCUUGGCUUAUCGUCGACUAGAAACACUUACAUCGGCGACGAAGGCACUCGGGGAGUCUCUGGCGGCGAGCGUCGUAGAGUCUCAAUCGGCAUCGACAUCAUCCAUGGCCCCUCCCUCCUUUUCCUCGACGAGCCCACAUCUGGGCUCGACUCCACCAGUGCUCACAGCGUCAUCGAAAAAGUCCAUGACAUUGCUCGCUCUGGCAGCACCGUGAUCCUCACAAUCCACCAACCUUCCUCCAGAAUCCAGCUCCUCCUGGACCAUCUCAUUAUCCUCGCUCGAGGAAUGCUCAUGUACCAGGGAUCCCCUAAAGACGUGGCUCUCCACCUUGGCCGAAUGGGGAAAAAAGUCCCGAAAGGCGAGAACUCGAUAGAGUUCCUCAUUGAUAUCAUUCAAGAGUAUGAUCAGACCGAGCACGGGGUUCAGCUGCUGGCAGAGUUUGCGCUGACGGGGUUGAAACCGCCAAGGUUGGAUGAGGAGGAGUCGAUGAUGACAGUGGUGCCAACACCAUCUCCGGCUCCACGUGGAGGGCGGAAUAGGGUGGAGGGUAAUGGUGGUGGUGGUGAGAAGGGGAUGUCUGGGGGGAAGAGGCUGCACUUGCAGGCGGGUGCGCAGGAUUCUGAUUUUGAUCACAGUGUAAAGAGUCCGUGGAACACGUCGAGGUCAUGGAGUGCGGCUAGUCAGAGUGGGGUUAUGCAGUCACUGAGGUUCACGCCGACUCGGCAGAGGUCAAGUGAUCAUCACAGAUCUGAGAUCUCAAUGAGUUCAUCACCCGGCUACUACACCAACUCCAACGAGAUCCUUGGCGGCACUCCAACACCUCACAGCAGCGACUACACUGUCAACGAAAACGACUACCUCACCCCCAACAACAUUGCUCAGGCCACUGCACACAACCAUCUUGGACCAAAAUUCUGUAACUCAUUCUUCACCGAGAUCUGGAUCCUCAUCCGCCGCAACUUCAAAAACAUCCACCGCACCCCCGAGCUCUUCCUUUCCCGCCUCAUGGUCCUCACCGUCAUGGGCUUCAUGAUGGCCACAAUGUUCAUGAACCCCAAAAGAAACAUGCAAGGCAUAACCAACCGACUCAGUUUCUUCAUCUUCACCGUCUGCCUCUUUUUCUUCUCUUCCAAUGACGCUGUCCCCGCAUUCAUCCAAGAACGGUUUAUAUUCAUCCGUGAGACUUCCCACAAUGCUUAUCGUGCAUCCUCGUACACCAUUGCCAGCCUCCUCACUUAUCUCCCUUUCCUCCUUCUCCAGGCUGGUGUCUACGCUGGGAUCGUUUGGUUCGCCUUGAAGCUCCGCGGAUCAUUCUUCUACUUCCUCGUCGUUCUCUAUGUGUCUCUUCUUUCCACCAACUCAUUCGUCGUGUUUGUCAGCUCAGUGGUUCCAAACUACAUCUUGGGUUAUGCGGCGGUCAUCGCUUUCACUGCUCUGUUUUUCUUGUUCUGUGGAUACUUUUUGAACAGUCACGACAUACCGACAUAUUGGAAAUGGAUGAACAAGAUUUCAACCAUGACAUACCCAUAUGAAGGGCUUUUGAUGAAUGAGUUUCAAACAAAUAAGAGUUUCGGAAACAAUACGCUCGGAGCUGAGGUCUCGGGGAUCGUCAUCUUGUCACAGCUGCAUAUUUACAACAAGGAUGAUUCUAAGAAGUGGGAAAAGGUUUUCAUAAUGCUGGGUUGGGCUGUUCUAUAUAGGGUUUUCUUUUACUUGGUUCUGCGAUUUGGUUCGAAAAACCAGAGGACAUAGAGAAAGAGAGAGAGUGAGAACAGAGAGUUGGAAAAGGAAAAAAAGUGAACCUGAAUUUGUUGUUAGAACAUACUUUUUUUUUUUUUAGCUCUAAUGAGCCUCUUUUAAAAUGGUUUUUUUCUUGAAUUUAUACAUGUUAAUACAUGCAUGAAUUGUUCUGUUGAUAGUACUUACCAUUAUAAUAGUAAAUUUACCAAAGUUGUAGGAUUUGACAAGUGCGAGCUCGUUGUAAAUCAACUGCAAAUCGUUGAUGAUAUACUGUUUUCAAUCA